CAUAUAUUAAAUUAAUUUUUAGAUUGUUAACUAUACUCGUUUGAUGGAGCUUUUGAUUUUGGAAAUUGGAACACCAAACCGAACUAGGAAUAGUAAAGAAGAUAAAAUGUUACCAGGAGCAUGUAUUCUUAUAAUGUUUUAUGCAAGAUGGUGUAUUUUCAGUAGUCAAGCAGCUCCUGAUUUUAAUGCAAUACCAAGGUUCUACCCACAUAUAAAAGUUGUUGCAAUUGAUGCAAUGAAAUAUCAAAAUUUUAAUACACAGUAUGGAAUAGUAGGAGUACCGACAUUAAUACUUGUUCAUAAUGCAAAACCUGUGGCAAAAUUUAAUGCAACUGUAUAUACUCUGGAAAAUUUUUCUAAAUUUAUAUCUCAAUUGACAAAUCUACAACCAAAUGAAUCCUUAUAUGUUACAUCUGCAGAUUUUAGUGGCCCAGUGUCAUUUACUCCUUCAAAUGAAACAGAUUAUUGUUUAGUUUUAUCAUGGAUUUUUAUUACAGCAUGUCUACUUUAUUUUACCUCACAAAGUCAGUUGUGGAAACAAUUUAUGGAACUUGUACAAAAUACAUGGAGAGAAAGUAAUGCAGAACAUGAACACAUUGAUUAAGACUCUUUAAAUAUUAUUAUUUAAUUAGUAAAUGUAAUAUAUUUGCCUAACAUUAAA
Messenger RNA from Ceratosolen solmsi marchali, 661 nucleotides. RefSeq names its product thioredoxin domain-containing protein bug (gene bug). Gene Ontology annotation, cellular component: cilium. The coding region runs from base 44 to 604 and encodes 186 amino acids. The transcript has 2 exons. Gene Ontology annotation, biological process: cilium assembly. The record is from RefSeq and is a predicted model, not a curated record. Lineage: Eukaryota; Metazoa; Arthropoda; Insecta; Hymenoptera; Agaonidae.